CUAACAUCUAAUUGUAUACCAUAAUCUUCAAAAUAAAUAAUGUAAAGUAUAAGAACCAGGCUGAAAACAAAACACAUUAGUAAUUUCUAAGAAUCUACAAAGAUGGUUUCUAAAAUCAUUAUUGCAUUUUGCUUCGUGGCGGUAGUAGCAGCUAUUCCAGCCCAGCCUGGUUGGGGCGGAGGUGGUGGAGCUGGUGUCUUUUUACCACCCUGGAUAUCAUCGGCUCCCUGGUUUCCUCAAUGGACCCCUUGCACCACUGUUGGCAGCUCCUGCUCUGAUUGUUCAACUAAAAUAGUAUGUACCAAGAUCGGUGGACUACAAAGAACUUGCUCAGAUCCUACAAAGCCGUAUUGCAAUCUCGGUGAAUGCUCAGCAACCCCGUCUGAAGAGUGCUCAGCACCAGUUGUACCAGAAAAUGCAGCGUAAUACCACGCAUAUCAUAUUAAAUGGACUAAUAACAAAAGAAUCUGAUUUUAACAAUGCUUAUUUCCUUAUAAAAAUGUUUACUAUUACAGUUUGUACAAGUUUUUGUAUUUAUAGUUUAAAUUAUAUUCUUCUAACAAAUGUGUAUCAAAUGUCAAAAAAUUAUUUUAUCGAACUAAAAAUUGGAGUUAUUUAAUUAAAUUUAAUCUAAAUUGUUGUUAUGAGGUAUUAAAAAAUGCAAGAUAAAGAGCAAUGUUUCAUUCUAACCAUUGGUUUACAUAUUUUGUAAGGCUUUGGAAGAUAUUAAACAUUAUGCGGAUAAUU
Danaus plexippus (monarch butterfly) is the source of this 747-nucleotide messenger RNA. RefSeq lists its product as uncharacterized. Lineage: Eukaryota; Metazoa; Arthropoda; Insecta; Lepidoptera; Nymphalidae. The transcript has 2 exons. The record is from RefSeq and is a predicted model, not a curated record. The coding region runs from base 103 to 426 and encodes 107 amino acids.